This is a messenger RNA of Purpureocillium takamizusanense, 2991 nucleotides long. RefSeq lists its product as uncharacterized. The transcript is spliced from 4 exons. The coding region runs from base 1529 to 2767 and encodes 412 amino acids. NCBI's taxonomy places the organism in Eukaryota, Fungi, Ascomycota, Sordariomycetes, Hypocreales, Ophiocordycipitaceae. The record is from RefSeq and is a predicted model, not a curated record.
ACACACACACACACACACAACACACUCACCCGCCCGUCAGUUUAGAGCCCCCCCCGGUGUCCGUCUCGCAUCGUGUCGUGUCGUGUCGUGUCGUGUCGACGAACCGAACGCUCCGGAACCGCGACGGCAACACGGUCCUCUCUGCUUUUUUGUUCUCCCCGUUCCGUUCUUUUCCUUUCCCUGCCUGGCCUUGCACGCGGCGGCGCGCGUUCUCCGGCCGGUUGGUUGGCUGCCGGCCGCUGCUCCAACACGUCAAGCGUUUUGCUUUUUGGCCCUUUCUUUCCUCUUGGCUGUUCCGUUGCUGCUGCUGCUGCUUCGCUGCGCUGGCCCGCGGCAUUGCAUCCGUCCUCAAUCCCGCCUCUCUCACUCUCUUCCUUCUCUCUACCUUUUACUUUCCUUCUCUCUUGUCUCCUUCUCUCUCUCUCUCUCUCUCCUUCUGACGGCUUUCCCGCCCUCACCGUAUCUUUCGCUCUACUACUACCCUCCCCCUUUCCCAAUCUCCCUCUUCCCCCUCUCUCUGUUUCGUCGUCGUCAUCUAUCUAUGCGGGGGGGAAGCAGCCUGUUUGCAGCUAUUUCGUAUGCUCGCAGGCCCUUUGCUUUUAUUGGAAUUUUGAGUCGUUGUACCAGAAAGGCAGUGGCAGGAAAGGGCCCCCCCUUCUCCCUCCCGGUCCCUUUCCAACUGGCCCGCCCCCAUCCGCCAGACCCCCAUUCCCUCCCCCCUGUCUUCGCUGCGCGGCGCACUGGGUAGCAGGCGGUCCUCCUCCUUGUCCUCUUUUGGUGUGUUUGCGCGUGCUGGGAUUUUUUUUCAUCGCCCCCUUCUUGCGUGUUCGGCUGCAAGCGGAAAAGCACAGAGAGUCGACCUCGAGGGAGGGCGGUUCGCUGGUUCCAUACAUACAUCCAUCGCCUAGGGCAGGGCGAGCCCCGAAACGUUCCCCCCCCCGACGCUACUCGCGGGCGCUACGCUACGGCCGCCAGCGCUACCACCUACCGGUCAGUGGAAGUGAACCUGGAACUCGCCCGCGGACCCACCGCCAGCCGCAUUCAGCAACCUGCCAGGGCUGCAUGCUGCCUCCCGGGCGGCUUCCCGCCCCUCGCCUCUCUCCCUUGUUGUUGGCCCCGCAGAGACAUUGGCUCCUCAUCGACGACGUUCCUCAUCGACAACGACUUGACCUUGCCUACUGAAGACACCAGCAAUUUGCACCGACCGCCCUUGCUCGUCAACGAUUUAUUCUCCCGUCGCUCUCCCUCGUCCGACCCGAAUAUAAGUUGCCUCCGCGCGCAAAGGGAAAGGUCCCGCACCUCAAUUCGACUGGGGGGCCUGACCUGAGCAGAGAGACGGGAGUCGAAGAAGCAACGCUGCAGCGGGCCACUUACACGCUCCCAGCCACCACCGGCGCCCGACUUACACCGCCGCACGCACCGAAUCGCGCCCCUUCUACACACGACUACGAACACCACGACCAUAACCACCACCCAUCCCACGGCCAUCUGCUUCCCGCCGCAGCGGAAGAGCGGCACAUCGCACAUCAUGGCAUUGGGUGAGAGGGCAAUGGAGAGGCUGCGGGCUGAUCUGCUACGUCGCGCACGCAGAGAUGGCCCAGACGCUGGGCGAGAAAUGACCGACGUGGCCGAGGCCACACGGGAGCCGCGAGCUGCGAGCAGGAGCGACGACCAAAGAUCGCGGAGCCGUCUCCCGACGUUGGGCACACUCCGUGUCUUUGGCCGCGGCCACGGCAGCGGCGUCGCUGAGACGCCCAAGUCCCCCGACUCCGAGUCGAACCCGAUCAUGCCCAUCUACAACUAUGCCGGCGACGCCACCGUGGCGCCCCGUCCGCCGCAUCACCUUGCCCGACCCCCCACGUCGCCGGCGCCUCUCCUCCCGCAGAGUCAUAUGCCGCUCCCGCCGGAGCCCGUGGCCAUCAGUCCCGUUGGCACGAGCCCGCGCAGCCCGACACCACCGAUCCAGAUGACGGGUGCAUUUCCCGUGCCCGACUCGACGGCCCACGGCCCUACCGAGUCGGCCAGUGGCGUGAGCUCGACCAGCGGCGGAGGAACAGAUACAUCCGAUGACGACGAGAGCGGGCGGCCGCACCCGAAGCGGUUCCUGUUCUGCUUUCCGUGGGUAAAGUCCAGGAGGAUGCGAUCCCAAAUCCUGACCUGUUUCGUAUCCGGCAUGUUUCUCGUCAUGCUCCUGGCAAUCUACCUGGGGCUCACUCUCACCAAAAAUAUUCGCCAGGGAGAGCUGACCAUCAUGAUCAUCCUCGUGGUCCUGACGGCCGCCGCCUUCUUCGCCUACAGCUUCGUGCGCCUGCUGCUGCUCAUAUUCCAGCCAGACCGUGGCAGCAGGCGUCGCCGACGAGGCCAGGUGCCGGACAUCAUGGCCCAGGGCGGCUACGUGGUCCCUUCGAAACCCAUCCCGGUCCUGCUGGCUCGGGACGAAGAAGUGGCGGGAGCCCAGAGUCAGGCGUCCAAGUUGAAACCGCCGGCGUAUGGCCUGUGGCGAGAGAGCGUGCGUGUAGACCCGGACCGAAUCUUCUGGCAACGCAACACCGACGCAGGCCCGAAUGCGGGGCGCCCGGAGACACGGGCCGGGCCGCGGCCGCCGUCGUAUGCUUCUGAUGACGGAGUGUCGUACAUGAUGGACGCACGACCCCGUUCCAUAGCCCCUCCGCUGAGCAGCUCAUCCAUAUAUUCCUCCGAUCUUGCCCGGUCCGCAACAGUGAGCCAGGGUCAUGUCGAGAACUGGCCCGGAGCGCCGCGUCGAUGAUUGCGUGGUCUGCGGGACGAACUGAUGGGCCUCGGCACGAGAAAAGGGAGGCGGCUGGGAGAGAGGAGGAGGAGGCGUCUUUUAUGAUUUCUAAAUGAGCGAAGCACACAAGCAUUGGUCCAUGUGGCGUGUCGGACGAGCGUGUACAAGGAAAGUCUCGGUCUUGGUGGCGGGUGCGUCCUAGGUAUAUGAUGACUGGACCGAGGUGUGAAUACCUAUCGGGC